UUUCUUCUGUCGAACUGAAUCAACUGACGACAUUUUUUUGAUCAGACUUCAUUCGAUAUAAAAUAUCUGGACAACGGCGAAAAUGAACUCCGGGUGGAUCCUAACCGCACGUUACCCACCCGCCCGAAUUCUCCACGUCUCAUUUACCCAAUUUCGUCAAAUGUGGAUACCCCUCCCAGGGCCGCUACUACUAUUACUCCUCAUGGCUACCCGCUUUUCUCUCUCUCGCUCUAUCCAUUUUCAACCCGUUUGCUUAAUUAAACCCGCUCUCCCCAAACUCCAUCUCCAAUCUUACCCCUACCGUUCUCUCAAAUCCCGCCCCUGUCCCCUCUGGUCUUCUUCCUUCUCCCUCUGCCGUCUCAGCUCUCCCUCUUCCUUUCACCAUUACUCUCUCCCCAAGUCAAUCAGAACUAGGGCUACCCCCGAGUCGACUCCAGCCGUUCGAUCUUUGUCCGUUUCAGCUUCAUCUACUACGGCCGAGAUGGCGGACGUUGAAAGCAAUCCUCUACUGAAGGAGUUCUACUUCCCGCCGUUCGAUUCAAUCGAGGCCAAGCAUGUUCGCUCCGGAAUCCGUGCCUUGCUCAAGCAAUUAGAAAGUGAUCUGCAGGAACUUGAGAGGACGGUGGAGCCUACGUGGCCAAAGUUGGUCGAGCCGCUCGAGAAGAUAGUGGAUAGGUUGGCGGUGGUGUGGGGUGCUGUUUCGCAUCUCAAGGCCGUCAAAGACAAUGCUGAUCUCCGCUCUGCCAUUGAAGAAGUUCAGCCAGAAAAAGUGGAAUUUGAGCUUAAAUUAGGUCAGAGUAAGCCUAUUUAUAAUGCAUUUAAAGCCAUUAGAGAAUCGUCUGAUUGGGAGGGCCUGACUGAUGCGCGUAAACGGAUUGUCGAUGCACAAAUAAAGGAGGCUGUUUUAAAUGGUAUUGCUCUUGAAGAUGAUAAAAGAGAGGAAUUUAACAAGAUUGAACAGGAAUUGGCAAAACUAUCUCAAAAGUUUGGAGAGAAUGUACUAGAUGCAACAAAGAAGUUUGAAAAAUUAAUAACAGACAAGAAAGAUAUUGAAGGUUUACCGGCAACGGCUCUUGGUUUGGCUGCUCAAACAGCAGUGUCUAAGGGACACGAAAAUGCUACUGCCGAGAAUGGGCCUUGGAUAAUUACUUUAGAUGCCCCGAGUUUUAUGGCCGUAAUGCAGCAUGCUAAAAGUAGAACUUUGCGUGAGGAAGUCUAUCGUGCCUAUAUAAGCCGUGCCUCUAGUGGAGAUCUCGACAACACAGCAAUUAUUGACCAAAUUUUGAAGCUUAGGUUGGAAAAGGCUAAGCUUCUUGGAUAUAAUAACUACGCAGAGGUAAGUAUGGCCACCAAGAUGGCAACUGUUGAAAAGGCAGAAGAGCUCCUCGAGAAACUUCGCAGUGCAUCCUGGAAUCCUGCAGUUCAAGAUAUGGAGGACCUAAGAAUUUUCUCAAAGAAUCAGGGUGCUCCAGAAGCUGAUAACUUAAAUCAUUGGGAUAUCAGCUUCUGGAGUGAGAGACUCCGCGAAUCAAAGUAUGAAAUAAAUGAGGAAGAAUUGAGACCUUACUUUUCAUUGCCUAAAGUUAUGGAUGGUCUUUUCAGUCUUGCAAAUAAGUUGUUUGGGAUCAAUAUUGAACCAGCCGAUGGUUUAGCUCCAGUUUGGAACAGUGAUGUUCGGUUUUACCGCGUCAAUGAUUCUUCAGGCAGCCCAAUCGCAUACUUCUAUUUUGAUCCAUAUUCUCGUCCAUCUGAAAAACGCGGAGGGGCAUGGAUGGAUGAAGUAGCCAGUCGAAGUCGUGUCUUGUCAAAAGAGAGUUCCUCUCCCAGGUUGCCUGUCGCCCACAUGGUGUGCAACCAAAUGCCACCAGUAGGAGACAAGCCAAGCCUUAUGACAUUUCGCGAGGUUGAGACUGUUUUCCAUGAAUUCGGUCAUGCUCUUCAGCAUAUGCUAACAAGGCAGGAUGAGGGUUUGGUUGCUGGCAUAAGGAAUGUGGAGUGGGAUGCUGUAGAAUUACCUUCCCAGUUCAUGGAAAAUUGGUGCUACCAUAGAGAUACCUUGAUGAGUAUUGGUAAGCAUUAUGACACUGGAGAAAGCAUUCCAGAUGAUAUAUACAAAAAGCUUCUUGCUGCGAGGACCUUCCGUGCUGGCUCUCUAAGCCUUCGGCAGCUUAGAUUUGCAACCCUAGAUCUAGAGUUGCACACAAAGUACGUCCCUGGUGGUUCAGAGUCAAUCUAUGAUGUUGACAGAAGGGUUUGUAAAAAAACACAAGUACUCCCUCCACUUCCAGAGGAUAAGUUCCUUUGCGGUUUUAGUCAUAUAUUUGCCGGUGGAUAUGCCGCUGGAUACUACAGCUACAAGUGGGCUGAGGUUUUAUCAGCUGAUGCUUUUUCAGCAUUCGAAGAUGCUGGAUUGAAUAAUGAGAAGGCGGUAAAGGAAACAGGCAAUAGAUUUCGGGAAACAGUUCUUGCUCUUGGAGGAGGAAAAGCUCCACUAGAGGUCUUCGUGGCAUUCCGUGGGCGUGAACCCUCACCUGAAGCACUGCUAAGGCACAAUGGAUUGUUGCAAGUUGCAUGAGUAUCAGCGGGCAAUUUGUAGUGAACAAACGUUAAGACGUUGCAUUUGCCUUGGCAGCUCUCAGGAAAACACCGGGGCGUGAUAUACUUAACUUAACUAGUUCUCCAAUUACGGGCAGUUGAUGCACAAUUUGAAUCAUUUUGUUCUGUAGUUUUUCUACUUAAAUUUGGCAAUUUCCGGCGUCUCUGUUCCUCCAACUAUAAUCUGCAGUAUAUCCAAUAUAUAAUAUGCAUAUAUGCGGGAUAUGUGUAUUAUGAAGUCGAGGUAAGAGUUUGAUUCUUUUUUUUAAAGACAAUCAUUGUCCCGCUCUGGUGCUAA
Sesamum indicum (sesame) is the source of this 2893-nucleotide messenger RNA. Its product is annotated as Zincin-like metalloproteases family protein. Gene Ontology annotation, biological process: peptide metabolic process; proteolysis. NCBI's taxonomy places the organism in Eukaryota, Viridiplantae, Streptophyta, Magnoliopsida, Lamiales, Pedaliaceae. Gene Ontology annotation, molecular function: metalloendopeptidase activity. The record is from RefSeq and is a predicted model, not a curated record.